GCAAAUUUAAAAAAAAUAAUUAAGUAAAAAUGGCUAAAUUCUUAAAAUACGGAAGAGUAGUAAUUCUUUUAUAAGGCAGGUUUGCAGGAAAAAAAGCAGUUAUUGUUAAAUCACUUGAAGAUGGAAAUAAAGAUAGAAAAUUCGGAUUUGCAUUAGUUGCUAGGGUAGAAAGAGUUCCAAGAAGAGUAACAAAAAGAAUGGGACAAAAAAAAAUUGAAAAAAGAACUGUGAUUAAACCAUUCGUUAAAUAUGUUAACUUAAAUCACAUUAUGCCCACAAGAUACUCUGUUAAAGACUUAUGUGAUUUCAAAGAUUUAGUCAAAGAAGAUAAAAUAAAAUCAGGAGCAAGAAAAGAAGUAAGAGAUGAAUUAAAAACAUAGUUCUAAGCUAGAUACAGAGGAUUAAAUCCCGAUGAAAAAAAUGCUUCUCAUUACAAAUUCUUCUUUUCAAAAUUAAGAUUUUGAUUUAUUUUAUAGCCUUUACUUUUUUUAUAAAUAUACAAAUAUUUUAAAAAAAUUAUGUUAUAUUUUUUAUAUUCGUGUAAUGAAAAUUAAAAUAUUU
Messenger RNA from Ichthyophthirius multifiliis, 561 nucleotides. Its product is annotated as ribosomal protein, putative. Gene Ontology annotation, biological process: translation. Gene Ontology annotation, cellular component: ribosome; cytosolic large ribosomal subunit. The transcript has 4 exons. Gene Ontology annotation, molecular function: structural constituent of ribosome. Lineage: Eukaryota; Ciliophora; Oligohymenophorea; Hymenostomatida. The record is from RefSeq and is a predicted model, not a curated record.